Glycine soja is the source of this 1848-nucleotide messenger RNA. RefSeq names its product elongation factor 1-alpha-like. NCBI's taxonomy places the organism in Eukaryota, Viridiplantae, Streptophyta, Magnoliopsida, Fabales, Fabaceae. Gene Ontology annotation, molecular function: GTPase activity; translation elongation factor activity; GTP binding. The record is from RefSeq and is a predicted model, not a curated record. The transcript is spliced from 3 exons. The coding region runs from base 138 to 1481 and encodes 447 amino acids. Gene Ontology annotation, biological process: translation; translational elongation.
UUCGUAAACAGAAGAAAAGAGUUGUAGCUAUAAAUAAACCCUCUAACCCACGGCGCACUAUUUCUCUUCACUCCUUCGUUCACUCUUCUUCUCUUGCGGCUAGGGUUUUAGCGCAGCUUCUUCUAGAUUUAAGGAAGAUGGGUAAGGAAAAGGUUCACAUCAGUAUUGUGGUUAUUGGCCAUGUUGACUCUGGGAAGUCCACUACCACUGGCCACCUGAUCUACAAGCUUGGAGGCAUUGACAAGCGUGUUAUUGAGAGAUUUGAGAAGGAAGCUGCUGAGAUGAACAAGAGGUCUUUCAAGUAUGCCUGGGUGCUUGAUAAGCUUAAGGCUGAGCGUGAAAGAGGAAUCACAAUUGAUAUUGCCUUGUGGAAGUUUGAAACCACCAAGUACUAUUGCACAGUCAUUGAUGCCCCUGGACACAGGGAUUUCAUCAAGAACAUGAUCACUGGGACAUCCCAAGCUGACUGUGCUGUUCUUAUCAUUGAUUCCACUACUGGUGGUUUUGAAGCUGGAAUUUCAAAGGAUGGACAGACUCGUGAACAUGCUCUGCUUUCAUUCACCCUUGGUGUGAAACAGAUGAUUUGUUGCUGUAACAAGAUGGAUGCUACUACACCAAAGUACUCCAAGGCCAGGUAUGAUGAAAUUGUGAAGGAAGUUUCUUCCUAUUUGAAGAAAGUAGGAUACAACCCUGACAAGAUUCCUUUUGUUCCUAUAUCUGGUUUUGAGGGAGACAACAUGAUUGAGAGGUCCACAAACCUUGACUGGUACAAGGGUCCUACUCUGCUAGAUGCACUUGACCAGAUCUCUGAGCCCAAGAGGCCUUCUGACAAGCCCCUCAGGCUACCCCUUCAGGAUGUGUACAAGAUUGGAGGAAUUGGAACUGUGCCUGUGGGACGGGUUGAGACUGGUGUCUUGAAGCCUGGAAUGGUGGUGACUUUUGCACCAACUGGACUGACAACCGAAGUUAAGUCUGUGGAAAUGCACCAUGAAGCUCUCACAGAGGCUCUUCCCGGUGAUAAUGUUGGAUUCAAUGUUAAGAAUGUUGCUGUUAAGGAUCUCAAGCGUGGUUAUGUUGCCUCGAACUCAAAGGAUGAUCCUGCCAAGGAGGCUGCUAACUUCACUGCCCAGGUUAUCAUCAUGAACCAUCCUGGUCAGAUUGGAAAUGGCUAUGCCCCUGUUCUUGACUGCCACACUUCCCACAUUGCUGUCAAGUUUGCUGAACUCAUGACCAAGAUUGACAGGCGAUCUGGCAAAGAGCUUGAGAAGGAACCCAAGUUUUUGAAGAAUGGUGAUGCUGGUUUUGUUAAGAUGAUUCCGACCAAACCCAUGGUGGUUGAAACUUUCUCUGAGUACCCCCCACUUGGUCGCUUUGCUGUCAGGGAUAUGCGUCAAACUGUUGCUGUGGGAGUCAUCAAGAACGUGGAGAAGAAGGAUCCUACUGGAGCCAAGGUCACCAAGGCUGCCCAGAAGAAGAAGUGAAUCGUGCGGUUUGGUUCAUCAGGGGAUGUCGUUUCUUAUGGUUACAAUAAAUGUUGGUUUCUUGCCCUUGUGUCUUCGUUUCUAGGUAGCUUGUUUUUCGGACAUAGUUUGAAGUCUCCACCAUCAUCUCGCAACUUUUGUUCCCAGAAUUGGGUUCUUGAUCGACGGUGGCAAGACUCCUUUUAUCAUUCUGUUUUAAUGUGUUGUGUUUGUGAGAACCCCUGAUUACAUUUUUGUUAAGCGCAGCGAGUUUUAGGGCUUUGCCGUUGCGUUGUUGGUUUGCUUUUUAAAUGUCAACUUUAUAUUUGUGUUCAAUUUUUGCUUGGUUUGCUUUUAAAAAAUCAAAUUUAUGUGUCAAAUUUUGGCU